Aplysia californica (California sea hare) is the source of this 1290-nucleotide messenger RNA. RefSeq lists its product as uncharacterized. NCBI's taxonomy places the organism in Eukaryota, Metazoa, Mollusca, Gastropoda, Aplysiida, Aplysiidae. Gene Ontology annotation, molecular function: retinol transmembrane transporter activity; signaling receptor activity. The record is from RefSeq and is a predicted model, not a curated record.
UGGAAACUCCCUGCUCGGCGUAGGAAGAGCCAUACAAUACUGUUGAACUGCAAGUGGAAGGUGAUAAAAGUUGAUGACGAGGGGGAAUCUGGCUGGACAAGACGUCCAGUUAAGACAAGACAUCCAGUUAGGACAGGACAAGACAUCCAGUUAGGACAGGACAUCCAGUUAGGACAGGACAUCCAGUUAGGACAGGACAUUCAGUUAGGACAGGACAUCCAGUUAGGACAAGACUUCCAGUAAGGACAGGACAAGACAUCCAGUUAGGAGAGGACAUCCAGUUAGGACAGGACAUCCAGUUAGGACAGGACAUCCAGUUAGGAUAGGACAUCCAGUUAGGACAGGACAUCCAGUUAGGGCAGGACAUCCAGUUUGGACAGGACAUCCAGUUUGGACAGGACAUCCAGUUAGGACAGGACAUCCAGUUAGGACAAGACAUCCAGUAAGGACAGGACAAGACAUCCAUUUAGGACAGGACAAGACAUCCAGUUAGGACAGGACAAGACAUCCAGUUAGGACAGGACAUCCAGUUAGGACAGGACAUCCAGUUAGGAUAGGACAUAAAGUUAGGACAGGACAUCCAGUUAGGACAGGACAUCCAGUUAGGACAGGACAUCCAGUUUGGACAGGACAUCCAGUUAGGACAGGACAUCCAGUUAGGACAAGACAUUCAGUUAGGACAGGACAAGACAUCCAGUUAGGACAGGACAAGACAUCCAGUAAGGACAGGACAAGACAUCCAAUAAGGACAGGACCAUCAUGGAUUCGGCGGAUGCGCUCAACAUUCUGAUCAAGUUCAUCAAAGGAGAUCCUCAGGGACAGAAUAAAACCGAAGUUGAACCCGAGACAUGCAACGACCCGCUGAUAGAGGAAACGUUGUUUUACCAGCUCUGCCUUAUCCCCUCCGUUGUCAUUGUUUUGAUCCUGUGUUGUACUCAGAAAAGACGCAAUCUGGUUCUGCACGUGCUGAAAGGAAGGCCCGGGCUGGUCUACCCCAUGGACCUGACUCGGAGAUCCCACCGUAUCUCUUACGCAUGCGCCUUCGGGUCUACAGUCUACUUGAUAGUAGCAGGCAUCUUCUCCAACUUCCGGGCAUUUCAUUUUGACGGCCCGCUUGUUUUGAAUACCGUCAUCCUGCUCAUAUCUGUGCUCAUCUUCGGUAUCGUGUACUUGCCCGUGUUCCUGUGCCUCACCCUUGGCUCUAUCUACGGGUUCGUCCUGGGCGCCGCCUAUACGUGGAUGCUCACGGCAGUUCAGCUGAUCAGAAUGUCUCAGUGUGACUAUGACAAG